GAGAGAGGCAAGAUGGCGGCGCCGGGUCUCCCGACGCCGCUGCACGGACACGUGGGCCGAGGCGCCUUUAGCAAUGUGUACGAGCCAGCGGAGGAUACGUUCCUGCUGCUAGAUGCUCUCGAGGCGGCAGCGGCCGAGCUGAUGGGAGUGGAAAUAUGCCUUGAAGUAGGGUCAGGGUCUGGAGUGGUAUCUGCAUUUCUAGCCUCCAUGAUAGGCCCUCAGGCCUUGUACAUGUGCACAGAUAUCAACCCCACGGCGGCAGCUUGUACCCUGGAGACAGCACGCUGUAACCAAGUCCACAUCCAGCCAGUGGUUACAGACUUGGUCAAAGGCUUGCUACCAAGAUUGAAGGGAAAAGUUGAUCUUCUGGUGUUUAAUCCGCCCUAUGUGGUGACUCCACCUGAAGAGGUGGGAAGUCACGGAGUAGAGGCUGCCUGGGCGGGAGGCAGAAACGGUCGAGAAGUCAUGGACAGGUUCUUCCCGCUGGCUCCAGAUCUUCUGUCACCAAGAGGAUUAUUCUAUUUAGUUACCAUUAAAGAAAAUAAUCCAGAAGAAAUUUUGAAAACAAUGACAACCAAGGGUCUACAAGGGACUGUUGCACUUUCCAGGCAAGCAGGCCGAGAAGCCCUCUCAGUCCUGAAGUUCUCCAGGUCCUAACGUGCAGUGUGUUGUCCUGAAUGAAUCCAGAUACCACGUUUGUGAGGACACUAGAAGGGUCCAUGGAGACAUCCACACAGUGAGGGAGCAGUGUCCUGCCCACAGCCAUGUCAGUGAAUCAUUUGGAAGAGGAUCCUUGAACCCCAGUCAAGCCUCCACAUGAGGACUUCAGGCACAGCCACAUCCUGACCUCAAUUUCAUGAGUCCCAAUUCAGAACCACCCAGAAAAGCCAUCCUCAAAUUCCUGACCUACAAAAACGGUUAGACCAUACAUGUGUCUUGCAUGUGUGUUGUCUUAAACUGUUUGAAGGCACCUGGGUGGCUCAGUUGGUUGAGCGUCUGACUUUGGCUCAGGUCAUGAUCUUGCAGUUGGUGAGUUU
Molecule: messenger RNA, 1037 nt
Organism: Suricata suricatta (meerkat)
Lineage: Eukaryota; Metazoa; Chordata; Mammalia; Carnivora; Herpestidae
Gene: HEMK2
Product: N-6 adenine-specific DNA methyltransferase 1
Exons: 7
Coding region: 13-657 (214 amino acids)
Biological process (GO): methylation
Cellular component (GO): eRF1 methyltransferase complex
Molecular function (GO): S-adenosylmethionine-dependent methyltransferase activity; nucleic acid binding; protein methyltransferase activity
Source: RefSeq, a predicted model, not a curated record